Molecule: messenger RNA, 2769 nt
Organism: Manduca sexta (tobacco hornworm)
Lineage: Eukaryota; Metazoa; Arthropoda; Insecta; Lepidoptera; Sphingidae
Product: glucose 1-dehydrogenase 2
Exons: 1
Coding region: 63-875 (270 amino acids)
Molecular function (GO): oxidoreductase activity
Source: RefSeq, a predicted model, not a curated record
UUAUAGCAGAAAGAGGCAAAAGUAACUAAGCAUCGUGAGGACUCUCAUUAAAUUUUAAAAAUAUGUCCUUCCAAGAUAAAGUUGUUUUGGUAACGGGAGCCAGCUCUGGAAUAGGAGCCGCGAUAGCAGAGAAAUUCGCUUCUGAAGGAGCUAAAGUAGCGAUAGUAGCAAGAAAUACAACAAAAUUAGCCGAAGUAUCUAAAAAAUGUGAAAAAGUUGGCAGCAAACCACUCGUGAUAGUAGCGGAUGUCACUACAGAGGAAAGUGCUCGAAAAGCGGUGAGUCAAACCAUCGAUCAGUUCGGCAAGCUAGAUGUACUAAUCAACAACGCGGGUAUCGUUAAAAACUGCGGUAUAUUGGAUGAAGAAGCGAUUGAAACUUUUGAUCUCAUCAUGACUACAAAUCUGAGGUCAAUCGUUUGUUUCACUCACAUUGCCGGUCCUCACAUUGUUGCAUCUAAAGGCAACAUCAUCAACAUAUCGAGCGUUGCUUCAUUGGGUGUUGUAAUGGACAAAGCAUUUGCGUACUGCACAUCAAAGGCAGGUUUAGACCAUUUCACUAGAUGUAUAGCGUUGGAAUUAGCGCCAAAGGGUGUCAGAGUAAAUACUAUCAACCCUGGGAUUGUAAAGACUGAUAUCAUAUCAAACUGGAUGGGCUUGGACAAAGCUACGCAAGAUGCUGUGUAUGACAAAAUGGAAAAAUCGAGUCCUUUAGGAAGAAUUUCUUCAUCUGAAGAAAUAGCCGAUUUGACACUAUUCUUGGCAAGUGAAAAAGCUAAGAGUAUUACAGGAUCUUCGUAUGUUAUUGACAACGGUGCAAUAUUGUCACCUUCUGGUAGUGGGAACGACGAUCAAGCUAUAAUAAGCUCACGGUGAAGAUUACGGCGGUUGUACUCGUCGCUCGACGUUCGUCAUACACGGGCGUGCCAUUUUAUUUAUAUUUAUUUUACGGAAAAUGCUCGAUUUGUUUUCGGUUUUGUGACGAUACUCUGAGAAUAUUUUUUCUUGUUCUCUAUAUGCAUGGAUUUUCUCGAAAAUAUUGUAUUUAUUUGCGACGAUGCAUGCGUAAAUCCAUUUUGACGUCCGCCCACUGCAACAACGUUAAUUUUUCUAAGUAAUCUAUGAAUAAUAAUAUGUGUUUUUUGUAUUUAUAAUAUAUUGCUAGAAAAAGCGAAACUAGUGCAUCCGCACUUCGCCGACUUUAUUACUGUCAUCCCGCGGUAUUAUGGCAGCGGGAGCAGGGAGUGAACGGUAUUUACACUCUAAUUCAAAUUUUAUAUAUUUAUUUACAUAUUAGUACCUGUACUUUUAAAUGUUAACUAGAAUUACGUACAUAUUUAUGAACGAAUGGUGUAGGUUAUACAUUUAUAUAUUUCUAUUACUUAUAUAUCUUUUCUAUUUGUACAUAUUAUAAUAUAACUGUUUGAUCUUUUUAAUAAAUAAGAUGUAUAAAAUAUAUAAAUUGGAUUUUAUAUUUGCUCUACAUAAUUAUGUAAUUUUAUUAAGAGGCCCGUGAGUUGGUUACUUGACUGAUGUAACAAUUAAAAAUUAAAGAUAUUGUAUAAGUGGAUUUUUGAAACCCUGGUAGCAAGGGAAAACUACCUUAACCACUAUAGCUACAAACUUUCUUAUGGAACUGUCCGUCAUUUUUGAAGAUAUUAAGAUCUGCAUUCACAGAUUUUUAACAAAAUGUACAGUCCGUACAAAAAUAGGCCAUCAAUAAACUAAAUCUAUGACUUAUUUUAAUCCCCAUUAGCAUUAGCUUUUGACAGGAAUGUUGCUGUCAACAAAAACAUUAUGAAUAAGUUAGCAAGGCCAUAGUACACCAUAGUGCCUUUGUCAUAAUCGCUUUCUCCUUUGUUAUUUUGUAUCUGUUGAUUACAAGAACCGAAACGUAGGCGACCAUAAUUUGGCACCGUGUGACGUUAUAAAAACUCUAUCAUCGUCCAAAGUAUAACAUCAAAGAGCAUUAAAUAUACUUUACACAAGUGUAAUUACAGGUGCAUAUAACUUGAUCGCAAAACUGUUCGUGUAGUAUUAUAAUAUGACUAACAAUAUCAACCCCGUAUUACAUAAAAUCCCUAGUCAAUGGCCUACGACUCAGAUCGUUUAGGUCUAAGACCAUGGUUGCUCAAUCCAGGCCUGUGAGCCAUACUAGGACCCACGGAUGAGUUUUAUCUGGUCUAGGUAAGCUAGUAAAAAAAUUCCUGCAAGUUGAUAAAGUGUCCCUGGCGCGGAAAGAACGAGUUACACUGCUAUGAAACAUUGAGUUGUUUCCCCUUACUUAAUAUUGAAUGGUCAUUACACUAUGUGGUCAUAACAGAAAUUAAAAUCGGAAUCGGCAGUAACGCCCAAAAAUACCUGAAUCGCCCAUUUGGGCCGACGAUAAAAAAUUUGAGCAGCUCUGCCUUAGAGCAUCAAGCUGGAUUAAUGCGGGGUGGCUGACUUCAGAUAUAUCAGAACUUUUAAGAGGACUUCUUAUGUAUUCCUUAACCCUAAGGAAUAAAUAAGAAGUCCUUUCUGUCACCGUUAAAGCGAAGGCUAAUUGUUAAUGAAUACACUCGUAUCUAACUUCGGAAAGUCACAGCGAUACGCCUCAAGUACCACGUGUAACCUAACCCUAGAUGGGAAUUAAACGAAAAGCGGUUUUUGCUGCAACGAUAGUCAUAAGUUCAGAAUCCAAGGCUCUCAGACUGCAUUACUCAGUCUCACAAAUUGUAUGUUCAUUUCAAAAAUUAAAGAGGUAAAAUAAAAUUGAAAUUGCUCUUUG